Molecule: messenger RNA, 1119 nt
Organism: Aureobasidium subglaciale EXF-2481
Lineage: Eukaryota; Fungi; Ascomycota; Dothideomycetes; Dothideales; Saccotheciaceae
Exons: 1
Coding region: 1-1119 (372 amino acids)
Molecular function (GO): oxidoreductase activity
Source: RefSeq, a predicted model, not a curated record
AUGCGCUGUAUCACUCGUCCUGGAUUUCAAUCCUCAAUCAGACCUCGAACCCUGACGUCGAAUCAAUACCUGAUCCUCCGCAGAGACUUUGCAAUCAAACAACACACGACGAGCAAUGUCCACAAUGCACCCAUCAAGGCGAAACGCAGCUCAAUCCGAGGCUUUGCAACCGGUCUCUUCUUCUUUGGAACUGGCUGGUUCUUGAACUCGCACUUCAAUAUCUUGUCCUUCUCAUCGCCAGAGUCUCUCAACGACUUGACCUUUACGCCAUUCGCCUUGACCAACAAAGAGACCGUCUCGUCCACCAGCGCCAUCUUUACCCUCUCACAAUCGCACAUCCCGUUCGGUACGUUCGAUCAAUGGUGGAAGAAGGGAGUCUGGAGUAUCGACAUCAAACAGCCACAACUCCAGAUUGCAAGAGCAUAUACUCCUCUACCGCCGCUUGAUGCCUCGGACUCGGAUGUUCUGCGUCUGUUGGUCCGGAAAGAGAGAAGAGGCGAGGUUUCAGGAUACCUACACAGACGACCCCAAGGCGCUGAUGUCGAAAUAAGAGGUCCGGCCAUCGAAUACGAGUUGCCAGAAAAUGUUGACCAAAUCGUCUUCUUGGCUGGAGGUACUGGUGUCGCGCCAGCCAUCCAGGUAGCAUACGCUCUUGGUGACAAGGUUCGUAUCUCAGUACUGUGGGCAAACAGAUCAAGAGAAGACUGUGUCGGAGGUCAAAGUGAUGAUCCAUACACACCAGGCUGGUACGCUAGCUUGAAGGACUUCUUCGCCAACACUCCACAACCUCGUGACGCGUCCGGCAGCGACAAGAGCUUGAUCGUAAAACAACUGGAUUCGCUCAAGCAGGCGAACAAGGCGCUUACCGUUGACUACUUUGUCGACGAGGAAAACACAUACAUCCAGCCACAGAUCGUGCGCAAGGCAGUCGCUCAAACCUCAAACGAACCUGCCAGUGUCAGUAAGGGCAAGAAAAUCAUCCUCGUUUCUGGACCUGAAGGCUUCAUCAAUCAUUGGGCUGGCCCCAAGCAAUGGCUGAAUGGACGAGAAGUUCAAGGUCCUCUGGGCGGCGCACUUUCACACAUGGAUCUCAAGGACUGGCAAGUCGUCAAGCUGUAA